GGAAUCCGGUCACCCAGCCAGACUUGUACCAUACUCCAUCCUCAAUCAUGUAAAUAGUCAUUAUUUUAAAAACAAUUAUUGUAGUAAACAUCAGUUUACAGUCAUGCAGUCAAUGACAAAUAAUCGGAAAAAAAAUCCACCGCCUAGGCCUCCACCUCCUAAUUUCUCUAAAUGCAGAAGUAAGUCGACUAGCCUAAAUCAACAAAACCAAAGUGCAAUUGGAAAUCUCAUUGACUUUAGUCCCCCAAGCUCUCCAAAACCAGAGAGGACAAGAAAUUUUGGAGGCAGCGUCUCCAGUUCCUUCAACAGCAGCACAAGUAGUUUAGCUUCAAGUAAGAAAUCUCUGGAGUUCGAACCCCUUGUCACCAAUAAUCUCUGGCCAAUACAAGCUCGAGUUACUCACUCUUCACAAACUAGCAACAAUGGGAUAACUUUCCAGAGUUAUCUUACACCUGGAGGUAGUCAAACAAGUGCACACGUCAAAAGUGAACCAGGCGCUCCUUCAUUUUUUGUACCUACCAUUAUCCGCCCAAAAGCCAAAGCAAACGGUCGUCCUGACGAUUCAUGCACUAUAACAAAUUCUCCAUCUGGAUCACUUCCUAUGCCACUUAUCCCGCCCCCCAGUCCACCCAAAGAUAUUGGUAAUGUUGAAACUCCAUAUGGCUUGGCUUUGUAUGAUUAUCCUGCUACACAUCCCAGUGACCUUGCUUUACAAAAAGACGAUGUUGUAAUCCUAAUUCGCAGAAUCAACGGAGAUUGGCUUUAUGGAAAGGUCUUUGACAAAGAAGGAAUGUUUCCAGACAAUUUUAUAGAUAUACAAGUGCCACUAAGCGGAGAAGACCAUAUCGUAAUUGCCUUGUAUGAUUUUCCUCCAGAAAUGCCAGGCGACCUUCCAUUAAAAACUGGCCAGAAAAUAAAGGUGAUCAAAAGGAUAUCUGAUUGUUGGUUAUUUGGAGAAAGCAAUGGUCAAACUGGCCAGUUUCCUUCUAACUACAUCAAUCGAGUGCCUGAUAAUUUAUAAGUAAUUACUUAUCUUCUUGAAUUUUUGAAACGAUCUAUUUUGAAUCGAGUUUUGAAUACAUAUUUAUUUUUUUAUUGAAACUAUCUUAUUUUAUGGAAUACUUAUCUCAUUUUGGUAUCUGUUUAGAGUUUAAUGUAGUUGUUUUAUUUUUUGACAGGGUUGAGAGUAUUAUUAGAAAUGUGAUGUUUAGUUUAGUAAGUUAUAUCACAUUAAAAAUGUGAUAAUAAUAUGUGCCUUCAUUUAUCGUCAUAUCUUGUUAUUUUUGAUACCUAUUAAAAAUUUACUAUUCAUAGUCACAGCUAAUUGGUAA
Molecule: messenger RNA, 1331 nt
Organism: Ceutorhynchus assimilis (cabbage seed weevil)
Lineage: Eukaryota; Metazoa; Arthropoda; Insecta; Coleoptera; Curculionidae
Source: the annotation of a GenBank genome assembly